AUGGUAAACAACAAAAAAAUUCGAGCUCUUCCAAACCCCGUGCGGCCCAAUCAACAACACUUGGUCUUCAGUGACCGCACCAUUGAUAUGUUGCGAAAGGCAGCACCGGCAGCACUGCCGUUGCUGCUUGCAGUGGCAGCAGCAUUGGCAACAACAACAACGGCAGCUGCCCAGCCCAGCCAAGCCGAGGAAGAGGAGAUACCGACGAGCUCGGCCCUACCACCUGCAGCCACGACCCUGGGCGCGCUGUUCCGUCAAGCUCGUUCGGACUACUAUGCGAGCGGGGGUGGUGCUAGUGGCAACAGAUACGCCGACGAGGGCCUGCCUAUAUCGCGAGCGGAUUCGCUUCUCGAGCACCGGGACGCCUCGUACUACGAGUCGAGAUGCAUCACCUGCGACCCGAGCAAGGCCGCUCAGACAGCCGCCGCCGCUGCCGUGGCCGCCCAUCAGACCACCGCUGAUCGGGAGUAUUUUUUUAGUCCUUACUCGGCGAGGUGGAGGCAGAGGGGAAAGUACGAUUACUACGACGACGAGUACGAGGAGCGAAGGUACCGUGACCGGUACGACUACUACGAACGGGCGAAGACGCCUGGCUACGAUUACGAUCGUUACGAUCCCUACGGGAGAAACGAGGUUUACAGGUCAUCCGUGUACAACGACAGGUAUGAUCCGUACGAGCGAGAUCGCUACUACCCGCGUCAGGUGGACCGGCCGAUCGAUCGUCCCCUGAUCGAGCGGCCGAUAGCCGAUCGUCCACUGGAGCGACCGAUCGAGCGGCCCUACGACCGCAGCUACGAGCGCGGCAACGGCUACGACAACUUGGACAUGCGCUACCCCUACGACGAUCGGUACGAUCGGUACGGGCCGUCGAGGAGACCAUCGCCGACUCCACCGCCGGCAUACGACGAGUACGGCCCGUCGAGGUACGACCGGUUCAACGGGAAUCGUAACUAUGGACGCUACGACGGCCGGGGCUACGACCGCUACGAUCCCUACGAGAGGAACGGCUACCGGAGGCCCACCUACGACGACAGGUACGACCGCUACGGAGGCAGCAGCAGCCGAGGCUACCCCCCGGACCAUCGGGGCUACUACGGCGUGGGUGUGUCCGACGGGGGUGGCUGGGCCGCGCACACCGGCGGCGGAGCCGAUAGAGCAGCCUACGCGAGCGCCUGGAACUACUCGGGUGGAGGCGGCGGUGGAGGCGCCCGGGACAACUGGAGGGACGCGAACCGCGAGCGCGAGCGCGACAGGGACCGCGACCGCGACGCCGGGUUCUAUCGGCCCCGGGAUUACUUUUACGACAGCACCGCAGCGCCCGGCGGCUCGCGAGGGACGAGCUACCUUUACGACAGGCCCGAGUCCUCAACGAAGCCGGACGCCGAUCGCGACAAGCCGACCAACUCCCCCCAGACCCAAGACGCUGGAAAGACCUACAAGGAUUGA
This is a messenger RNA of Copidosoma floridanum, 1446 nucleotides long. RefSeq lists its product as uncharacterized. The record is from RefSeq and is a predicted model, not a curated record. NCBI's taxonomy places the organism in Eukaryota, Metazoa, Arthropoda, Insecta, Hymenoptera, Encyrtidae.